AUGGUCAUGGCCGACGAGACUUAUGGAGCUAAAUUUCUAAAGCUACCACUUGAGGCAAGAAGGUUAGAUGAUGCGCUAUGGGCCUAUUGGACAGCAUUCAAAGCACCGAUCGAGAUGUCGCCUUAUCGGCUCGUUUAUGGAAAAGCCUAUCAUCUACCCACGGAGCUAGAACACAGAGCCUAUUGGGCUACAAGGACACUGAACUUUGAUUUACAGGCAGCUGGCGAGAAUAGAAUAUUGCAAAUCAACAAGAUGGAUGAGUUCCGCAAUGAUGUUUAUGAGAAUGCUCGGAUUUAUAAAGAUAAAACUAAAAGAUGGCAUGAUAAGCAUAUUCUGAUAAGGGAACUCGAAGUUGGGCAGAAAGUUUUAUUAUUUAACUCAAGACUUCGACUCUUCCGGGGAAAGUUGUGCUCUUGGUGGUCGGGACCAUUUGUGGUGACUCAUGCAUUUCCCUAUGGGGCGGUUGAAGUUCAUCACGAAACAAAAGACACAUUUAAAGUAAAUGGAUAG
Molecule: messenger RNA, 510 nt
Organism: Juglans regia (Persian walnut)
Lineage: Eukaryota; Viridiplantae; Streptophyta; Magnoliopsida; Fagales; Juglandaceae
Exons: 2
Coding region: 1-510 (169 amino acids)
Source: RefSeq, a predicted model, not a curated record